AUGGGACUCUUUGCCUCCUUCCUUGAUAGUGCAGAUCACUUGCUUCCCACCACUUUGUUGGGGGUUGUUUCUCUCCUACUCAUCCUCUAUCUUGUUUCCUGUAGUUUCAUCUUCAAGGAUUUGCAGAAGGGGCCUCCAGGGCCGAGGCCUCUUCCUUUGAUUGGCAACCUGUUGCAGCUUGAUCUCAAGAGACCCCACAACACCUUAUUUGAGCUUUCAAAGAUACAUGGGCCUGUGUUUACGGUGUACUUUGGAACCAAUAAAGUAAUAGUCCUGGCUGGAUACAAGGCAGUCAAAGAGGCUCUGGUCAGCCACACAGAAGAGUUUGGAGACAGAGACAUCUCCCCUAUUUUUUAUGAUCUUAAUCAAGGUCAUGGAAUUCUGUUUGCAAAUGGAGAAUCAUGGAAAGAGAUGAGACGUUUUGCCCUCACCACCCUGAGAGACUUUGGGAUGGGAAAAAGAGUCUCUGAGCAGAAAGUCUUGGAGGAAUGCCAGCAUCUGAUCCAAUCAUUUGAAAAUCACAAAGGGAAACCAUUUGAUACGGCACGUCCGCUGAAUUACGCAACAUCCAAUAUUAUCUCCUCUAUCGUGUAUGGCAACAGGUUUGAAUACAAAGACCCCCGGUUCACAAACAUGGUUGGAAGAGCCAUCGAGUCCAUACAGAUUAUCGGAUCUGCACAAAUCCAGCUUUACAACAUGUUUCCCAGACUGGUUAGUUGGAUAAAAAAACGCCAGCUGUUAUUAAAAAAUGUUGAGACCACUUCAAGAGAUGUCAAAGAUUUAAUCAAGAAUCUGAAAGAGACCCUGAACCCGAACAUCUGCAGGGGGCUUGUGGACUGUUUUCUGAUUCGGAAGCAGAAAGAAGAGGACUCUUGUGUUAGGGACACUCACUACAAUGAGAAGAACUUAGUAUUUACAGUGACCAACCUGUUUUCUGCUGGUACUGAUACCACAGCGACGACACUGAGAUGGGGUUUGCUGCUUAUGGCUAAAUAUCCACAAAUACAAGAACGGGUCCAGGAGGAGCUGAGCGGGGUGGUUGGAAGCCGUGAGGUCAGGGUAGAUGACCGGAAGAACCUGCCGUACACUGAUGCUGUCAUCCACGAGACACAGAGACUGGCCAACAUUGUCCCCUUGGCCAUUCCUCACAAAACCAGCCGAGACGUCACAUUCCAAGGUUACUUCAUCAAAAAGGGGACUACUGUGUUUCCUCUUCUUACGUCUGUCCUGCAUGAUGAGAGUGAAUGGGAAACCCCAUACACCUUCAACCCUUCCCACUUCCUGGAUAAGGAGGGUAAAUUUAUCAGGAGAGACGCCUUCAUGCCCUUUUCUGCAGGGAUGUGUCCCGGAGAGAGUCUGGCCAGAAUGGAGCUUUUCCUCUUCUUCACCUCCCUCCUCCAGCGCUUUCGUUUCACUCCUCCACCUGGAGUUACAGAGGAUGAACUGGAUCUGACUGCAGCUGUGGGCUUCACCCUCACUCCUUCACCUCAUGAGCUGUGUGCUGUUAGUCGCCAAUGA
Cottoperca gobio is the source of this 1518-nucleotide messenger RNA. RefSeq names its product cytochrome P450 2K1-like. Bases 1 to 1518 code for a protein of 505 amino acids. The record is from RefSeq and is a predicted model, not a curated record. Gene Ontology annotation, molecular function: iron ion binding; heme binding; oxidoreductase activity, acting on paired donors, with incorporation or reduction of molecular oxygen, reduced flavin or flavoprotein as one donor, and incorporation of one atom of oxygen. Gene Ontology annotation, cellular component: cytoplasm; intracellular membrane-bounded organelle. Gene Ontology annotation, biological process: xenobiotic metabolic process. The transcript has 10 exons. NCBI's taxonomy places the organism in Eukaryota, Metazoa, Chordata, Actinopteri, Perciformes, Bovichtidae.